Messenger RNA from Pyricularia oryzae 70-15, 2902 nucleotides. RefSeq lists its product as uncharacterized. The record is from RefSeq and is a predicted model, not a curated record. Bases 280 to 2823 code for a protein of 847 amino acids. NCBI's taxonomy places the organism in Eukaryota, Fungi, Ascomycota, Sordariomycetes, Magnaporthales, Pyriculariaceae. The transcript is spliced from 7 exons.
GAGACCAGUAUUUCUAUUCUUGGACCCCACUUUUGGAGGUGGGAUCGGAAACGCCAAAGGCUCCAAUUUCGGAUUCACUAAGCGCGCGUUGAGGGAUGGAUGUUCUACAGACCAACGUGCAGUAUCUUGUGCCACCAUGGCGAGCCACAAGUCAAGUGAAAAGUCCGCCGGGGCCAAGGAUAAAAGACUUGGUCGCUUCCUUCACGUUCAUACCAAUGCCCUAGGUCUCGGUCAGUGUUUUCUAUUUACCGUUAGGUACAACAUACAACAAACUCAAAGAUGGAUUGGCAUCGAGACUCGGACCCCGUGUUGAACGAUGCAGAGAUCAAAUCGUUUGGAUGUGUCGCUGCCCAAGGGCCGGCCCUUGCCUCUUCCAGAUAUGUUUAUCUUUCAGACGAUUCGACGAGGUCGAUCUGCUCCACGGAACUCAGCUGCGAUCGCGAUUGGGAUCAAAUACAGUAUCCCGAGGUCUCUAGCGACGGCAGACAACAUGGAUACAGGGGGCCACCCAAGUUCCACCUGGUGAUGAUACCUCCACAGACUACCCCUUCCAAGGUCGAAAAGGCAAACGUGCCAAUGAAGCGGCUUCCUCUGAGCCUUCGCAACUGGACGAGAAUCGCUCAACGGUUCAAGAUACAUCACUUUCUCAACAUUGAAGUCUUGCAACGUCAAAAAAUGUUCAUCUGGUCGACUGCCGAGUCCGCCUCCAACAAUCCGGGGGAGAAGAUAUGGGUAAAUGUUUCGGCGACGUCGGACAAAUUGACAGACAAGAACUACCACCCGGACAAGUUUGCCAUGUCUUCCACGCACCUGGAGGGGGAGAGACUCACGACGGUUGUUUUCCUCGGGCUGAAGCCUUCACAAAUGAGCAUGGUGGAAACAAUAGUGAGAAACGCCAACGCAGCCGGAAUGAUACACCACCCGAUGUUCUCCACCUAUCUCGUCGCGGAGCUGAUGCGCAAGAGACUUGCGCUCCUGUGCCAAAACUACAUCGAGGCUGUAGAGGUAGCCGAUGGAGUGCUGAGGAACAUGUACGAUGACAAGAGGGACGAGCUCAAACUCACCUCGAUCAGCACCAAGCAGCUGCGACAGAUCUCCGAGGCCCGUCAGAACUGCGACAAGGUUGAGAUGGAGAUUCUCGGCACAAAGCGCCAUCUAGAAAAGGCGGUGAAGCAGAUGCUCUCGCGGCUUUCAGUUCAAGGCGCAGGCCAGUCUGUUGGACAAGCAGCUGUCAGAGAUGCCUUGACACAGAAAUAUCAAGAAAGGUUUGACGACCUCCUCGCCAACCUCGAGGAUCUCAGAACCACCAACAGAAGCUCCGUAGAGCUCAUGUCGCAACAAGCGGCACAUAUCCAAACCUGCCUAGCACAGGAACAAGCCCAAACCGCGCGGAAAGAGGCCAAGGAGAGCGCAAGGUCGGCCGAGAACAGCUACGUGAUUGCCAUUAUGGGCAUGUUUUUUCUUCCCGCAUCGACCCUGGCUACCAUCUUCGCCAUGCCCAUCUUCAAAUGGGACGAGCAUCCUCUGGACUUGCUCUUGCGGUCCAGCGGCAAUGCCACCGAGACGCCGGCGGCUGCGGCGGCAGGCAACUCGACCGCGACCUCUGCCGACUCGAGCUCGCCAGCCGAUGUGCUGACCGGAUACGUUUGGGUGUACUGCAUCAUCAGCAUUGGCAUCACCCUGCUGCUCUACAUCUACAAGCUCAUUCGCGAAAAGAUUAGCAGGAACCGUGUCAACGGCUCCGAGCACCCAGUCCUUGACCUGCUACUUAAGCCCCUCACAAUGAUCUGGAGGAACAAGCCACAGCAGAGAAUGACAGCCACGGACCCUGAUCGGAAGAGAUGGACGGGGAAUGCGAUGUCUCAAGUUGUGAAUCCCGUCGCUACACCGAGGUUUUCUCUCCCGCAGCACAUGCCCAGCCCCGUCAGACACCCCACUACCCAGUCCCUCCCAGCUGCCAUGCCCAUGGCGCCGCCGGGCAGUGCUCCUCCAAGACGGCAGACCGAGGCACUUUCGACCAGGACUGACAGACAUCGAUAUGGCCGGGAUCAUUUCCAGGCUCACGCCACUCAUGUCAACUCCUCUCCCGGUCAAGGAAAUGAGCCCUGGGUUCAGGGUGCACCAAUGUCUCAGACACCACCCACCACCUCGAGGGCUUCGAGUACCACCAACCUGGUGCAGCCGUCUAUCAAUGCAGCACAGCAUCCCGGCAGUCAGCGAGCCACCCCAAGUGUCCCCACCCUCCAACAGGCUCCUCAAACACACAGCCGACGCAACAACACAGAUCCCGGACCACCCCCGCCCCCUCCUCCAGCAACACAGCCCCAUCGCGGGCGGCAGGGCUCCCACACCUCACCCGCAGCCACCGCAGCCACGCAACCGCCAAGAAUCACCCUGCCCCCGCGCAGCACACAGCCCGACGACCACGGCCCGCCGCCCAGGAGGGGCCACACCACCGACCAAAAGGCAGCCGAGUCCAAGCAGCAGCCCGCAAGCCGCGCGCACACCUUUCCGCCACAGGCGCCCGUGGUCCAGGUCUCCGGUGCCAGAGACCACCAGCACGGCCGGUACUGGGCCCCGGCGGCAGCCAAUCCCCGCCAGAACCGCCUCGCCCCCGAAGACCCGGACUCGCUGUGGCCUGGGCCGCCGCCCGGCAGCUCGUCGUCGAGCGGCGGGAGUAGGGAUUCGUCCCGCGGCAGGGGGGUCGGCGAGUUUCGCGAGAGCGAGUCGCGGGAGGGGCUGGUGGGCGCUGCUGGGCCGCCGGGGAUAUCGGGCGGUAGCAGCGGCGGCAGUAGGAGUGGGAUGGGGUUGGGAGGGCGGUGAAGUGCUGGAAAGCUGCGGGUGAGAGGUUCGAGUUUUGUAUUUGUAAAUGUAAUUUGAUGAGUUAUGAGAUCAAGACCUG